Coffea arabica (coffee) is the source of this 922-nucleotide messenger RNA. The record is from RefSeq and is a predicted model, not a curated record. Lineage: Eukaryota; Viridiplantae; Streptophyta; Magnoliopsida; Gentianales; Rubiaceae.
AAGCAGGGACAAUUUAGGAAGGCCUGGCUAAUGCUCCUCCAGCUCAGAAGGCCUUAUUAGACGGGCAUAAAUCUAAUCUUAGAAUCAAGAAAUCAUCGUCAGGAGCAAGAGGAGGAGGAGCCCAGAAAAGGGAGGAGGAGUUCUAUGACAGGAGGAGAGGCGUGAAGAAAGCGUAUGGCUUGAUGUCGAAGAGUCUUGAAUUGGAGAAACCUAAUCAAGCCACGCCGUAGUGUGAAAUGAAUAGACCAUGUAUUUCGCUUGCGGUGAAUGGCAGAAGGAAGUCAUUUUGCUGCUCGCAAGCUGAGUUGGCUGACUUCUUUUGUUGCACCGGCGUCAAGGUUGUGGCUGUUGACAUGCCGCCCUUUAUGCAGAUUCAUGCUGUCGAUUGUGCCAGAAAAACUCGUGAUAGCUUGGAAAAAUUCACUUCCAAGACUCUUGCUUUUACCCUCAAAAAGGGACAAUUUAGGACCUGAGAGUAGCAUUCACGCUACUCUCCUCACUACCCCAGCUAGUCCGCUCCCACUACCACUACUCCCCUUCUUCCUCCACCCCCUCUUCCUACACAGAGUGGAGAUCCGCCAGAGCCACCUACUACGCCGUCGCGGAACUGGGAGACCAGGUUGGUGGGGCUUGUGGUUAUGGGGACCUGGAGAAAAUGGGAUACGGGAAAGCCACAGCUGCACGCAGUAUAGUCCUGUUUGAAAAGGGUCAGAUCUAUGGAGCUUGCUUUCAAGUUAGGUGUGUUGAGGACCUGAGAUGGUGUAUUCCUAGGACUUCCAUUAUUGUUACUGCGAUUAACUUUUGUGCUCCGAAUUAUGGGUUUGAAGUUGAUGGUGGAGGACAUUGUAAUUUCCCUAAAUUGACCCUGCUUUUUGUAUUGGAAAUUGUGCAAACGGACGCACCCAUGAAGUUAACGGCUAAA